Messenger RNA from Adineta steineri, 1481 nucleotides. The record is from the annotation of a GenBank genome assembly. Lineage: Eukaryota; Metazoa; Rotifera; Eurotatoria; Adinetida; Adinetidae.
CUUUACAUGAUAAUUCUAUUGUUUGGUUAACAACUAUUCAAUUGAAAUAUAUUAGCAAAUUAUCUCGUUUAUUAGGUAUAGAACCAUUAACAUUAAAUAAACAAUUUAAAGAUAUAUUUCAUUCAACUAUAAAAACAAAUAAUACAACUGUUAUUUACGAAGAAAUUAAAAUACCACAAAUUGAAAUAAUAUCGAAAUCAACUUAUAAUAAUGCUGCUGAAACACUUCUUCUAUCAGCUAAAUUUACAUCAACGAUUCAAGAAAAACUCUAUGAAGAAUAUCAUCAUUCUGUAUUACCAUCGGAUUAUUUGAAUUUCGAAACAUUUAAAAAUCUAAUAUUACGUAAAGGUUUAGAAUCUUCACAUAUUACGGAUUAUUUUCGUGCAUUUGAUUCAACACAACGAAAUUAUUUAACAUUUCUUGACUAUUUACUUGGUCUUGCUGCAUUAGAUCCAAAUACUCAACAUGGUGGUGUACCAGCUGAACAACGUUGUCGUUAUAUAUUUCGUUAUUAUAAUAUAAAUAAUAAUCAACGAAUGACAUUUGAUGAAUUUAAAAUAAUGAUUAAAGAUAUACAUAAAAAUAAAGGACAAAAUUUAAUAGGUGAUGCAUUGAACGAUGAAGCAUUACAAAUGUUUCGUUCAUUUGGACUACGAUCAUCUGAUCAAACAUUAAAUUUAAUGGAUUUUUUAUCAGGUGUUGGACAACUUCGAUUUCGUGGUACAUCUGUAUUAUUUCGAUUAACUAUGUCAAUAAGUGACGGUUUUAAACGAACAUCAACACCAAAUACAUUAGUAAUACCAUCUUCAACUUCGAAUAUAACCGCAUCGAAUCGAACUUUAAGUACACUAACAAUGGCACGACGUUCUGGUACACAACAACAACAACAAAUAUCUGUUGAUGAUACACAUCCAUAUGAAAUUGCUACACAUAUUGUUAAAGUAAAGAGAACAGGUGUUGUUGUUGAUAUAACAUCAUUGUAUGAUUUGGAAAUAGCAGGAGCUAUAAGUGGUAGUACAGCUUUAUUUUUUGAUGAUGAUAAUGGUAAAUUUGAUCGAAUCAAUAGUCAAGAUUGUUUUAAUCAACGUACACAUGCAAAUGAAAUGCUCAAUGGAUUGCGUUAUUUCGAACGAGGAUCUAAAGAAGGAGGACCUGCAUUAAAAGAUGCUUUUACAUGGGGAAAAGUUGAUAUGUCAGCAAUGGCUCGUUGUUUAUUAGUUUUAUGUAAACAGAUUUAUUCAAUUUUUAUUAAAGAAAAUCGAUUAUUACGUGUUUCAUCAGCUUGUUAUAUUUUGGGUGAUUUACAUGGAAAUUUUCGAGAUUUAAUUUGUUUUGAAAAAACAUUUUGGCGACUUGGACCUGUACUUACACCAGCAUCUAUACUAUUUUUAGGUGAUUAUGUUGAUCGAGGUUUAGAAGGUGUGGAAGUUGUAGCUUAUCUUUUUGCUCAAAAAGUACUUUGUCCACAUAAAGUUAGUUAA